Cutaneotrichosporon oleaginosum is the source of this 1311-nucleotide messenger RNA. RefSeq lists its product as uncharacterized. The record is from RefSeq and is a predicted model, not a curated record. Gene Ontology annotation, cellular component: endomembrane system; plasma membrane; SNARE complex. NCBI's taxonomy places the organism in Eukaryota, Fungi, Basidiomycota, Tremellomycetes, Trichosporonales, Trichosporonaceae. Gene Ontology annotation, biological process: intracellular protein transport; vesicle fusion; exocytosis. Gene Ontology annotation, molecular function: SNARE binding; SNAP receptor activity.
UCUCCCCUCUCUUGUCCUCUUCUCUCCUCUUCUCUUAAUUCCACAUCAUCAUGGCCCGCAACCGCCUUCAGCAGUCGGUAUGUCGUCCUCUUCCUUCAGCUCCACCACAGGGCGCACCUGACCACUCGGCUCCCGGCGGCAACCCAUACUCCGGUAACCCGUACGGCGCCGCCGAAUCCCAGCCUCUUGCCCAGAACCCCUACUCGCAGGGCGGUGGCGGAGCGUACCCGAGCUACCCUCCAAACCAGCAGGGAGGUUACGCGCAGGGCGGCGCCGGCGCUGGUGGUGGUGGUGGUGGUGGUGGUGGCUACAACUCGUACGGCCAGCAGGACCAGUACUCAACUGGCGGUACCAACGGUGCAGGCGGCGGUGACUUUUGGAGCCAGCUCAACCACACCAAUGCUCUCCUCGGUGACCUCCAGCAGUCGAUCCAGGCCGUCCGCACUGCGCACUCUCAGACUCUGAACUCGACCGACCAGCGUGCCGUCCAGAAUGCCGACAAGGUUUCAGCCGAUGCCCGUGCCCUGCGCCAGCAGUGCAAGGAUGCCGUCAAGAACCUGUUCAAGCUCGCAAAGGGAGACAAGACGCUGCGGCCUCAGGCUGAGGCGGCGUCGAAGCGCUUCACUGGCCUCCUAAAUGAGCACCAGGUCAUCGAGAAGGAGUACCGCCAGAGGAGUAAGGAGAAGGCAGAGCGCCAGUACCGCAUUGUCAAGCCCGACGCGACUCCCGAAGAGGUUCAGCAGGUCAUUAACAGCGACGACCCCCAGGUGUUUGCGACUGCGCUCCUCAACUCGGGCCGCUACUCGGAGGCUAGAGGCGCGUACAAGGAGGUCCAGGACCGUCACACCGAGAUUCUCAAGAUUGAGAAGACCAUGACUGAGCUGGCCCAGAUGUUCAAUGAGAUGGCCAUGCUCGUCGAGCAGCAGGACGAGGCUAUCACCAACGUCGAGCAGCAGACACAGCAGGUUCACCACGACAUUGACCAGGGCAACGUGCAGCUCGACCAGGCAGUCAUCAAGGCCAAGAAGGCACGCCGGAAAAAGUGGAUCUGCUUCUGGAUCUGCGUUAUCAUCUGUAUCGCCAUCGCUCUCGCUGUCGGUAUUCCCCUCGGUAUCCAGGCCGCCAACAACAACAAGUAGAUAGUCGCGCAUCAGACUGUGUCGGACCCCCUUUCCCCUGUCCCAGACGUCGCACGACAGCAGGACGUAUACCCGCAUACCCUACUCCCAUUCAAUCUCGCAUUAAUGUGCGCUGGCCGCUUGGGCAAGCGCGCCCCUUACGUAGUAGACUCAUGCAAUUUAUGGUGUCAGG